AAUAAUGUCCACUACCUCUCUCCGUAGCAGCCACCCAGUCACUUAUUAGCGCCUGCGUACUGUGUACCCCCAGAGCAACUACACUUGCUUUACAACGUGUUUUGGUUUCACACUUUGGGAAAAGUCUGUUUUAAGGUAGAAGUUGUGGAAAUAUAAGACGUGCUUCUCAUCAGUAUGGGAGGGCAGGCUAAGGGCAAAAAGAAAAAUAAACCGAAGAGGAAAGAGAACCGACCAAACAGGGCAGAUGCAGGAUUUGUUGGAUUGUCAACUCAGGAAAGGCUGAAACUAAGAAUGCAUGAAAAAGCAAAGAAGAAGACAGCUGAGAAAUACUCUGUGCAACAACUACUACAGAAGACAGAGGAAUGCAUGGAUAGUUUUGACUUUGAGAUGGCUGGCCUUUUCUGUCAACGAGCCCUGGAUGUGGAGUCAACCAACCUGAAAGCCCUAAAUAUGCUGGGACACAUUUACUCUGAACUAGGAGACACACAGAAAGCUAAGGGAGUUUUACUGCGUGCAGUGGAGCUGAGCCCAGAUGUAGGCCACAGUAAGUACAUGUACCUGGGACAGAUCCACACAGGUCAGGAGGCUGUUGACUACUACAGUAGAGGAAUACAGGUCCUACUGUCUGCACUGGACAAACAAGCACAGACCACACAGGCUCAGGCUGGAGCUGCUGCCCGACCAGAUGAUAACCCUGAGCUCCCCACAGAGAAGGAUGUUAGUGUAGCCUACUGCUCCAUCGCUGAGAUUUAUCUAACAGACCUUUGCAUGGAGGAAGGAGCAGCAGACAAGUGCAGAGAAUUCAUUGAGAAAGCAUUACAGUAUAACCAUGAUAACCCUGAGGCUCUACAGCUCAUGGCCAGUUACCUGUUCAGUACAGAGAAAAACCAGGAAGGCAGAGAAUACCUGUUGAAGAGUGUUGGAUUGUGGCUUCCUGCCCAGAAACAGAGUGCAGCUUCUUCCAACACAGAGGAAGGCAUGCAGAGUGAAAUCCCACCGUACGAGACUCGCAUCACCACAGCCAAACUGCUCAUCGAGUCAGAGGAAUACGAGAUGGCGGUAGAUGUGUUGGAGGGUCUUCUGGAGGAGGAUGAUGAGGUCGUCCAGGUGUGGUAUCUCUCCGGCUGGGUGUGCUACCUCCAGUUUGAAAAGGCAAAGGAGCAGCAAGAAAGAGAUGGAAGAGAAGUGACGGAGGAGGAGACGGAGGAGUGGAAGGCACUGAAGGACGCAGCCAGAUCGUACCUGACCAAUGCUAAGAAGGUGUACAGUAAGCUGCGGUGUGAUGACGAGCCGAUGUUGGAGCAUGUGGAGCAGCUGCUAGGCGAGCUGGGAGGAGAGAUGGAGGGAGAGGAAGGAGACCCAGUCUUGGAUGAAGACUAUGAGCCCUGUAGUGAUGAGGAGGAGGAUGAUGCAGAGGCACCCAUGGAACACUGACCACACCCCCCCUGCUUGUACUCUGUGGUUUCACUUUUCCCAAUCACGUUUAUCCCUGUAGUUUCAGUGUUCUCGUGCACUCUCUAAAGUGCCUUUUUUACCGGUUAUCCUUUCACAUCCAUUUAUGAUGAAGUUUGAAUUCAAGUGAAAUGCACAAAACGAGUCGCAUUAAAAGCUGCAGUCUACUCAAUCUCUUUCAAUCAGCUGUUUAAUUCUUUUGGUGAAAUAAAUGUAUACUCUGGUAAUAAUUCCCUUAAUCACCUUGACAGAAUGGUGUUGAUGGAAAAAAAUUUGUUUUAGAGCUUUACUCCUCACCAGUGGCAAAAGCAAAGCACCUCUGAAUGCUUUUACCUUAUACACACCCACGCUUGAUUUCUACAAGCAAAGCUACACAACAGGUACAUUUUUGUGGGUUUCUGUGUGUACACACAAACACAAAUAAAUAUACAAAGUUAGAACAUUAAUUAAUUCAGCGCUUCCUCAAUACAGCAGUAGCAGCAGUGUUUUCACUCUCAGACUGCAGUAAAGUGAAAUAUCUUAUCGGGCUGUAAUCAUUAUUAGAAAACAGUUAAUUUUAUCUUUAUGUGUAAAGGUCCUUAUGAUCUAAGUUUAAGUGCAUUGCUUGAAUUUUUAUGCUAUUCCGUUUAUUCUCCUGCUUUUUUUUUUCUCUCUUUUUGUUGAUUCAUUAGAUUCAACAAGACACGACACAAUAGAGAGAAUUUAACAUUAACUUAUGCAGUAUGCGUUUCUCUCUCUACUGUUGAAAGUAGCUGGCACAAAGCAUUUCAGUCUUCCUUUUCACUUUCCUUUAUAUUUUUUAACAAUUUAGUGCAGCGAGGUGAAGUGGCAGAGUUUGUACAUCAUGGCUAGGUAUACAGCUGCUGUCUUUGGACAAAGAAGAUUAUAACAUUAGAACAUAUUUUUGUAACCAGUAGCAAAAAACUCAACAUGUAAGAGAUUCACAGCAUGACAAAGUAAUGUUUCAGGCCAGAGAUGUCAGACUGAAAAAUAUACAAACCUUCAUUGUAACAAUAUUGGAUGCAUUUUUCCACAUUGCAGCCCCUUAUUUUGCCAAGUCUUACAAACAUCCAUUGACAUUAAAUUGGGGCGAUCAAUUUCGGCCAAACUUCAUCAGCAUCUAUUUAAGUUUGAUUUUUGUCUUAGACGUAAUAGCAUUUUAAAAUGGAGUUUGUACCUUUUGUUUCUAAGCACCUACAAAAGACUUUUCUCAAGCCCUGAGGGUUUAUUUUUUCUAAACUGACAUUUUCUCCCAGAGGCCUUUAGUAGAGGGACUGUUGCAUGUGACAUGUAUGCUGUAACACACAUCCACCACAGAGUAUUUCUCCAUGUGCCAUGCCAACACAACACACCGCAGACAACCACAGCCGUGCGGCCUCUUUGAAGAAUUUCAUAACCGGUAAAUGGGAAUGUUAUCUGAGAUCCUGCUCCUGAUAGCAACCCAGCUGCAAGCUGAGAGGCCUGUUCGGGAAUACAGGGGUCCAGAUACCAUAAUCCGAUUGUGCGUGUUUGUGUUUAAGGAGCGUAAAAUGCAGCUCAGGAGAAAAGUUACAGAUAUGUUACUGUGUGUGUCUAUGUAUGUGUGUAUAUAGGCCGCAGUUUAUCAUAGCUUAAUGUAACAUGAUGUGUUGUUAUUUGUGAACUGGGCUUUGCUCAGAAAUAUUCAUAUCUGCCGUGUUUAGUGUAUGAUAUUGCACCAGGAGUACAGGCCUUGAGGACUGGCUACCUGGAGCAAUGCUGUCAUCUAGCAUUUGGCUUAAUAAUUAAAAUGGGCUCUAGCGUGUGUGUGUGUGUGUGU
Messenger RNA from Xiphias gladius (swordfish), 3250 nucleotides. RefSeq names its product probable assembly chaperone of rpl4. The record is from RefSeq and is a predicted model, not a curated record. Lineage: Eukaryota; Metazoa; Chordata; Actinopteri; Istiophoriformes; Xiphiidae. Gene Ontology annotation, biological process: cell division. Gene Ontology annotation, molecular function: protein binding. The transcript is spliced from 11 exons. Bases 175 to 1434 code for a protein of 419 amino acids.